AUGGCAGCCAAUGACUCAUUAUGCACAAUCGUCGUCAUUGAGUUCCUCGGUCUGAGUCGUCUAGUCAGUGGUCUUGGCUUCUGCCUCUUCUGCCAGGGCGUCGCAUCCAUUUUUGGACCUCCGGUCAUCGAGCUUGAAGCAGAUCCACUACCCGAGUACAUUGCUUAUAUAGCUGGUGUGUCAAAAGCCUCGGGUGGGCUACUGCCCCUCAGAGGCCAGGCCAUUCGCAGGAGUAAGGUGAUGCAAACCCUCAACGGAUUCAUAAUCGAUGCGACCGAGUCCUACACAGUUGCCUUCACUGUCGGUGGCGCGGGUGUACUUCUAGCUGGUUUGGUGAUGCUGCCGGCGAUAUUCCGACAGCUGCAACACCGUCGAGCUAAACGACGUCGUCUGGAAGCCCGAAGACGAGCAGCCGCCGCCGUUGGAAGGACUGAAAACGGCGACGUGCUGAUUUGCUCAAGUCCCCUAUCCAUCUAA
Molecule: messenger RNA, 477 nt
Organism: Hydatigera taeniaeformis
Lineage: Eukaryota; Metazoa; Platyhelminthes; Cestoda; Cyclophyllidea; Taeniidae
Source: the annotation of a GenBank genome assembly